This is a messenger RNA of Rubroshorea leprosula, 473 nucleotides long. NCBI's taxonomy places the organism in Eukaryota, Viridiplantae, Streptophyta, Magnoliopsida, Malvales, Dipterocarpaceae. The record is from the annotation of a GenBank genome assembly.
GAUGUUAAUUGCACAGAAAUUAAAUGUGGAAGUUGAAGAUAGCAGAGGAUGGGCCGUGGCUGAUCACGGUCAACAAUCAUGUUGGAAGACAACACUGGGAUUUCGACCCAGAGGCUGGAACCCCGGAGGAACGUGCCCAUGUUGAAUGGCUCCGUCAGGAAUUCAAGAAAAAUCGAUUUCGAGUAAAACAGAGUUCAGAUCUCUUGAUGAGAAUGCAGAUAUUAAAUGGGAUGGCUAAUGACCAGGCUGAAGUAGAUGCUGGCCCCAUUCAUCGCGGAAUAAAAGUCCUGAUAAAUUCACAAAUGGAAGAUGGUGACUUCCCUCAACAGGAAAUUACUGGAGCAUUUUUUAGAACUGGUUUACUGAACUACUCAGCCUACCGGAACAUAUUUCCCAUAUGGGCACUUGGAGAUUAUUAUCGCCAUGUUUUGCGUGCAUAACUCUCUCAAUCCUAAUAAAAGGGAUAUGUUGCA